Messenger RNA from Brassica rapa (field mustard), 1250 nucleotides. RefSeq lists its product as uncharacterized. The record is from RefSeq and is a predicted model, not a curated record. Lineage: Eukaryota; Viridiplantae; Streptophyta; Magnoliopsida; Brassicales; Brassicaceae.
GAUUUUUUAUCCAGUCAUAAUUGGACACGUAUACAGAGACAGAAACCUUGAGGCAUCGUAACAAUAACCGGUUGGGAUCCGUCGACCCAGAUGAUAAAAUAGAUCAACUGUUUCUGCUCAAAAGGUACUAACGAGUUGACUCAGUAAUCUCUGGUUUCACUCGUCGUCGGAUAAAAAAAAAGGAAGAGCAUUUCCUUUUCUCUCAACUCACAAGUCAAUUGAUGGCGACUGAAAAGCCUAUUACUACGGAGACCGUUGCUCUCACCGAGAAGAAAAUGGACAUGUCUUUAGAUGCUAUUAUCAAGAUGUCAAAGAGCAACAACACCAAUGUCAAUAAAGGCAAGAAACUGAGAGCAUCCAAUAAAAAGGAGAAGUUUAAUGGUGCGGCCAAAAACACUACGGUAAAAGCUCAGCGUUAUAUGGACUCACGGUCUGAUGUUAGACAGGGUGCUUUUGCAAAGAGAAGGUCUAAUUUCCAAGGACCUGUUACAACAGCUGUUGCUCGUAAUGUUGCUUCUGGUGCUCCAAUCCGUGGUAGACCUUAUAACGCGGGAAGGAUGGCUAAUACGAAUCAAUCAAGGUCUAGACUGCUUGAUAAUUCUCUGAUCAUUUGCUUAAUAACAUGGGCUCCCCUCUAUGCUAUUCUACUCUCUCUGAGGUUCAUUACUCCACCAGCUCAGUAUGGAUCUGCACCAAGAGGGUUUGUCUCAAAGCAGCAGCAGCAAUGGGAGAAGAUAGAGCAGAAGCAACCAAAUGGAGGAGGGCAGAGGCAAGGGCCUCAGACGCUGGACUCUCGGUUUGCAAACAUGAAAGAAGAGAGGAUGAGAAUGAGAAUGUUUACAGAAAAGGGAAUCAAUGUAGGCAACAAUGGUGUUGGACUGCAGUACCACCAGCAGCAGCAACGUCCCUGGGGAAGAAGAGCCGCAAGAUUCCCCAACUGAUUAAUGUGAUCCGCAGAACAAUGGCGUUACUAUUAAUGCAGUUUGGUUUGGAUUCAAUUUAUGAAGUGUACGACAUUCAUUUAUGAAUCUUUCUCUUCUUGGAGACUAGCAGAAGAGGAAAUAUUGAAUCUUUGGUUGUAAUUGGUGUGUUCUUUUGGUCAGGGAGGGAUAUGAAAAUUGACCAUUUUCCCCUCAUCUCUUUCUUGAUUGGGAAGCUUGCACAGAAAUGUAAUCACAUGAAAUGAAAGAUUUCCCCUUAUAGUAUUUGUAAGCUUAGAUUGGCACAUCAAAAUAGUUAACUAAGUUCAA